UACAAAAAUGCUUUUCCUGUUUUAUGCACUGCUUGCUCUCAGACUUGGAUUUUGCACAGAACAAUUUAAGUUUGAGAUAAAGACCGUGACUGCUGGAGAAAAUGUGACCCUGACAUGUCCUCGUCAGACCAAUCCUCUCUACCAAGAAACAUUUUACUGGAUUCGCCUUGUGUCUGGAAACUGGCCUGAAUUUCUUGGAGCAACAUUUAACUCUGUGGACAAUGAAGCUUCAAAAAUUCCUCACAUUCAGGCAAAACAACAACCAGGGGAAUUUCUUCUUCAUGUGAAUAAAGCUCAGCGAAAUGAUACUGGACUUUACUACUGUAUCAAAGUCAGGCAACUGGACUUUAUAUUUGUUAAUGGAACUUUUGUGAAGAUUAAAGGACAGGAACCCGAUGUAACUGUUGUCCUUCAGAAGCCUCCAUCUGAUCCAGUUUAUCCAGAAAACCCAGAGACUCUACAGUGUUCGGUUCUCUCUGGCUCUGAUACAAAGACUUGUCCAGCUGAUGACCGGGUGUACUGGUUCAGAUCCGGAUCAGAUCAUUCUCAUCCCCGUUUACUUUAUCUACAAGAAACCAGUGAAGAUGACUGUGAGAAAAAUCCGGUGGUUCCCUCGACACAGAAAUGUUUCUACAACUUCUCUGAGACCUCUGAUGAUGGGACUUAUAACUGUGCUGUGGCCGCAUGUGGACAGAUAUUAUUUGGAAACGGAGAAAAACUGGGGGGUGACAAGGUACAAGGUUUCUACAAAAUAUUUCUUGCUGUAUUAUGCUCGGCUUUGGUGAUAAGUCUUCUUGUAAUAUCUUGGCUCAUUUAUAAAAUUAAGAAGACGAUGUGUGGUUGUCGCAACGAAGCUGUACCCAAUAUUGGUGAUAAAGAAAGUCAGCAGAUGGACGAGAAGACUUUGGUUUAUUCUGCACCAACAUUCAAACAGAACAAAGCAAGAAAAGGAGAAAGAAGAAAUAUAAAAACAGCGCCGGAGGACACGAUCUACACUGAUGUUAAGACACUUCGAUAGAUUUACUUUUCGCUAAAUUGAUUGAAUUGUUGUUUCCCAUUCCUAAAACUGGU
Fundulus heteroclitus (mummichog) is the source of this 1071-nucleotide messenger RNA. RefSeq lists its product as uncharacterized. The transcript is spliced from 6 exons. The record is from RefSeq and is a predicted model, not a curated record. The coding region runs from base 8 to 1018 and encodes 336 amino acids. Gene Ontology annotation, biological process: response to bacterium. NCBI's taxonomy places the organism in Eukaryota, Metazoa, Chordata, Actinopteri, Cyprinodontiformes, Fundulidae.